CAUGCGAUUCUCCUGCCUCAGCCUCCCGAGCACCUGGGACUACAGCAGUGGAAGGAGAACUAAUAGACCCUGCAUUAUGCAAACUCCCCAAACAACAACACAGCCUCCCGUGUCCACCCACAAGACUCCUUAGGAAACCGGAGCUCAAGAUAAAAAGCAACAGUCCUCUUCUGUCAGUUCUGAGAAGCUACCAGGCUCAGUGAGAGGCAAGGACUUUUCAUCUUUAGGGCACUCUGACCACGUCCUGCUUGAGAGAGAUUGUUCCCGGCAUCUCAGCGCUAUGGGGAGCAGGUGCUUCCUGGUCCUGCUCUUGGGUCUCACUGUCUUACUGGUUCUGCCAGGAUCAGAAGCCGAUAAUUCUGGAGCUUUCUGUCUUCCAUGCCCUAAAUAUGCCAAGUGCCACAACAGCACCCACUGCACCUGUGAACACGGCUUUUGGGCCUGGUCUGGCAGGACAUACUUUCAUGAGUUCUCUGAGAAGUGUGAAGAUAUUAAUGAAUGUGAGACCAGGAUGGCAAAGUGCAAGUAUGAAACUUAUUGUACAAAUAAAAUUGGAGCUUACAUCUGUAGCUGUUGGCGAAAACAUUCUAGCUUCAACUCGCUGGCUGGUUUUACAGGUUAUAAUCAUUCAGAUUGUUAUGAGGACGAUAGUCAAGGGACACAGGCAAAAGUGGAUAUUUGGGAAAAUCUGAGAAGAAAUGGAAGCAGAAAGGACAUUGCAAGACAGGCUACUCAACUAAUUCAGAGCGUGGAGUUGAAGAUCUGGAAUGACAGUUUUGCUUCUCCAGGAAAGGGUCGAAUUUCUGACUUAGAUGUAGUUUAUGAAACCAAGAGGUGCAAUGAAACAAGGGAGAACGCUUUUCUGGAAGCUGGAAAUAACACCAUGGAUAUCAACUGUGCUGAUGCUUUAAAAAGAACCCCAAGAGAGAGCACUGUAGUUGCCCUCAUCACGUUUCAAUCUCUUGGGGAUAUUCUGAAUGCAUCCUUUUUUAGUAAAAGAAAAGGGAUGCAGGAAGUAAAACUGAACUCUCAUGUUGUGAGUGGCAGCAUCGGUUUGAAGGAGAAAGUGUCCCUGUCUGAACCUGUGUUCCUGACUUUUCACCAUAAUCAGCCUGGUGACGAGAGAACAAAACAUAUCUGUGUCUACUGGGAGGGACUGGAGGGAGGCAGCUGGUCCACUGAGGGCUGCUCUCGUGUGUGCAGCAACGGCUCUUACACCAAAUGCAAGUGCUUCCAUCUGUCCAGCUUUGCCGUCCUUGUGGCUCUUGCCCCCAAGGAGGACCCUGUGCUGACUGUAAUCACCCAGGUGGGGCUGGCCAUCUCUCUGCUGUGCCUCUUCCUGGCCAUCCUCACCUUCCUCCUGUGCCGGCCCAUCCAGAACACCAGCACCUCCCUCCACCUACAGUUCUCCCUCUGCCUCUUCCUGGCCCACCUCCUAUUCCUGACAGGCAUCAACAGAACUGAGCCUGAGGUGCUGUGCUCCAUCAUCGCAGGGCUGCUGCACUUCCUCUACCUGGCUUGCUUCACCUGGAUGCUCCUGGAAGGGCUACACCUCUUCCUCACCGUCAGGAACCUCAGGGUGGCCAACUACACCAGCAUGGGCGGAUUCAAGAAGAGGUUCAUGUACCCUGUAGGCUACGGGAUCCCAGCUGUGAUUAUUGCUGUGUCUGCAAUAGUUGGACCCCAGAAUUAUGGAACAUUUACUCACUGUUGGCUCAAGCCUGAUAAAGGAUUCAUCUGGAGCUUCACGGGGCCAGUGGCAGUCAUUAUCUUGAUAAACCUGGUGUUCUACUUCCGAAUUCUGUGGAUUUUGAGAAGCAAACUUUCCUCCCUCAAUAAAGAAGUUUCCACCAUUCAGGAUACCAGAGUCAUGACAUUUAAAGCCAUUGCUCAGCUAUUUAUCCUGGGCUGUUCUUGGGGCCUUGGUCUUUUUAUGGUUGAAGAAGUAGGGAAGACGAUUGGAUCAAUCUUUGCAUACUCAUUCACCAUCAUCAACACUCUUCAGGGAGCAUUGCUGUUUGUGGUACACUGCCUCCUUAAUCGCCAGGUGCGAAUGGAAUACAAAAAAUGGUUUAGUGGGAUGCGGAAAGGAGCAGAAACUGAAAGCACUGAGAUGUCUCGCUCUACUACCCAAACCAAAACAGAAGAAGUGGGGAAGUCCUCAGAAUUCAUUCAUAAAGGAGACACUCCAUCAUCAUCUGCAGUUUCAAGCAAGCAACCACAGCCACAGGUUCAUCUCGUCUCUGUUGAUUGGCUAAAGAUGAACUGACCUGGCAAAUGCCAUGUUUGUUCACUGUGGCUCAUGAGUCAUGCUGCUGUCUGCAUCCCUUUCCGGGACUUAUUCAGAUUCCUCAAGAGAGACACAGGCUGAAUGGAUUCGUCAGUCAAUAUUCAAUAGACAGAACUAUUUGAAGGUACACUUAUCUUCUUGGCCAUCUCAUAAGUUGUUGUUUGCCAUAUGGACCAGUCCAUGUUCCAAUCAGCUGCGGUUGGGAGGCAAAGUUAAAUAAUACCAUGUCUGACAACAUGAGUGCAAAUAACUUAUUCCAGCACACCUUGGGAAGUGUCUCAGUUGGCCUUGGGUGUAUCACAAACCAUCCUCUCCUCAUUGAAUUUUUUUUCUUUCUUCUUUUUUCUUUUUUGCUUAAAAUAACAACUAUUUCACUUAGUUCACGAUUCUGUGGACCUUUCUUCAGAUCUGGGCUGGCUUGUUGGUUCCAUGCAUACGUGUUUGUGGUCAGUUGGAGGGUAUGCUGGUUGAAUGGAUGAUCUGACAUGGUCUUACCCACACGUGUGGUGAUUGGCAGAUUGGCAACUGAAGUGAUGAAUGAUUGGCUAUCAAGCCUUGGUUUCUUCCACAUGGCUUCUUACACUCCAGCAGGCUAGCAUUUUUUUUUGCAUUCUGUUAGCUGUUGUUUCAUUGGCCAAAGCCAGUCACACGGCCAAGAUAAGAACCAGAGACUACACUUAAAGAUGGAGAAUUCUUCCAUCCCAGGGUGCAAUCUGUCGCGUGCAGAAUUGGGCCAUGAGCACACAGAAUACUCAGAAUUUCAGGGACUUCCUUUGGGAUUAGGCGUUUCCAUUUUACAUUCAGACAAUUUUCUCUUCAGUACAGCUGACAAUGGCAGGCUGAAUCCGUCUUUCGUUUGUCAUUUGAAAGACGAUGCAGCAGACUGAGCACGGUGGCUCACGUCUCUAAUCCCAGCACUUUGGGAGGCUGAAGCGGGCAGAUCA
Messenger RNA from Macaca mulatta (Rhesus monkey), 3234 nucleotides. The record is from RefSeq and is a predicted model, not a curated record. Lineage: Eukaryota; Metazoa; Chordata; Mammalia; Primates; Cercopithecidae.